UACUGAUACAACCACCACUGAUACAACCACCAGCACUGAUACAACCACCACUGAUACAACCACCAGCACUGAUACAACCACCAGCACUGAUACAACCACCAGCACUGCUGAUACAACCACCUCCGCCACUGCUUCCGUCACUACCACCACAUCGACCAGCACCUCUGGGACCACCACCACCCCUUCGACCACAACCACCACCUCGACAACUACCACAACCACCACCACAACCACCACCACCACCACCACUCGCGGCACCACCACCACCGCAGGGAUUUGCCUCAACGGCGGCUCGUGGGUGGACGGGCAGUGCCAGUGCCCCCUCGGCUUCACCGGAUCCCGGUGCCAGGACGUCAUGAACACCAUCCCGACCACGCCUGAGGCCAACGGGACGGUGCGGGUGGAUCUUCGCGUCGUCAACCGCAACUUCACCGAGGACCUCAACAACAGCAGCUCCCCCGGAUACAAGGAGUUCGUCCGGAACUUCACCGAGCAGAUGAACGAGGUCUACAAGACCAUCGAGGGCUACCGGGGCAUCGAGGUGCAGCGGCUCAGCCCCGGCAGCGUGGUGGUCCAUCACAGCGUCAUCGUGGCCCUGCCGGUGACCACCCAGAGCCAGGAGAAGCUCCACAACGUCACGGCCGACCUGCAGCAGAAGGUCGAGGUGGCGGUGACGCAGUUCAACUGCGAAGACGAGUUGUGCUUCACCUCCAACGUUUCGGUCACCGAAGUCCAGCGGGAAUUCAACGAGGGAGCCUAUUGCCAGAGCGAAGUGCCCGAGGGAUACCGGGAAUUCUUCUUCCCCAACCUGACGAGCUCCGGGUUGAUCUGCAUGUCCAACUGCACGCCGGACACCACCGGCACCAUCGACUGCAACCGUGGGACGUGCCGGGUCACCAGGAGUGGCCCCCAGUGCUUCUGUGACGAGACCAACCUCUACUGGUACCAAGGCAACCGUUGCGCGUCGCGGGUCAGCAAGUUGGGCGUGGGCUUGGGCGUGGCCGUGGCCGUCCUGGCCGUCACCGUCGCCGUCCUCGUCGUCUUCCUUGUCCGGGCCAGGAGGUCCCACCUGUCCCACGGGGACCAGAAGAUGUUGGAGCAGUGGUACCAGGACACCAGCGAGGAGUGGGACCGCCCGGGGAGCAUCACCUUCCACAACCUAGGCGCUCAACUGGAGGAUGACUACGCGCUCGACCACGGUGCCAUGGAGCUGCCGGCGCCGGCGCGGCGGCGCCGGGAGCGCCGGGGAGGUGAUCGACGCCGCGGUGUCAUCGCCAUCGUCAUCGUCAACGCCGACAUCGUCAUUGGCGGUGGCGUCAUCAUCAUCGUCAACACCGACGUCAUCAUCAUCGUGAAGGUCAUUGGCAUCAUCAUCAUCAACGCCGACAUUGUCAUCGGCGUCGGCGGCGUCGGCAUCAUCAUCGUCAACACUGACGUCGUCAUCAUCGUGAAGGUCAUCGAUGCCGUCGUCGUCAUCACCACCAUUGUCGUCGUCAUCAUCGCUGUCAUCACCGUCACCGUCAUCGUCACCAUCAUCAUCGUGAAUGUCAUCAACACCAUUAUCAUCACCAUCAACACUGUCAUCAUCACCAUCAACAUCAUCAUCACCAUCAACACCAUCAUCACCAUCAACACCGUCAUCAUCACCAUCAACGCCAUCAUCACCAUCAACACCAUCAUCACCAUCAAUGCCAUCAUCAUCACGAAUGUCAUCAACACCACCAUCGUUAUCAUCAUCACCAUCAUCACCAUCACCCUCAUCCCCACCUCCACCACCAUUUUUAGGAUGGUGACCCCAUUUUGA
Corapipo altera (White-ruffed manakin) is the source of this 1804-nucleotide messenger RNA. Its product is annotated as mucin-3B-like. The record is from RefSeq and is a predicted model, not a curated record. The transcript is spliced from 11 exons. The annotation marks the transcript as partial. NCBI's taxonomy places the organism in Eukaryota, Metazoa, Chordata, Aves, Passeriformes, Pipridae.